AUGCAGAUGAGGAAGAAGAAGAGGGGUGGCAGGAAGGAUCAGGGCAAGCAGGUGGAGCGUGGCGUUGCAGCAGCUCCCUCGCUGACAAGGCGCAAGCCCCAGAUAUGGACAGUCCUGUCUCCUGAUCGUGCGCUGGCAAUCAGUGAGGUGCCCAUCUCCGUCAUCCAGGUUGGUGGUACCGUCGGGGCUGUAUCCGAGGCUACGACUGGAGGCCUCCAGGGUGAUACGAAACUGCUGAUGGUCUCCCCGUCCAAGGCCACUGCGAGGGAGCUAAAGCACCUCGGCCUGAGUGACCUCGUCGCUGCACGUCUGAGAUCUGCCCCUGAUAACGGCAGGCCGAAGCGUGUGCGAAUCGAACCUGUACAAGCAUGGAGGAACGAGCGGGUGAUCUACGAGCGGACCGAAGGUUCCCAGCUGCCCAAUGUGAAGGCCAUUGCCAGGAACCUGACUCAUCGCCCCGGAGCCAGACUGCACAAACUCGGCGAGGGUAAAAUCCUGAAGAUGCCGCCCUUGGACAGCGGCACCAGCUUUCCUCAGACUUUCCGUGGCCUCUCAACGCCAGCCAUGCGGAGUCAAUAUUUUAAUCUCCCCAUGCCACUUGCGGGCCAAACGCCUCACCCAGUGCCGCUCCGCGUUGGUAGGGGUAUCCUGUACGUGCUCCUGGGCGCCGUCAAAAUUUGUUACGAGGGAAGCAGCGACGAGGACGUGCUGAGGCAGGGCGACAUCGUCAAGUUCAGCAGUCCAAAGCUGUUGCUGAUGACGGCGGCGGCACCGAAGGAUGAGGACGGCGCGGCGGGCUCGGCGGCGGAGUGUGCGCGGCUGCUCUGGGUCGAGGUCAACAACGACGCGGCGCGCGCCCCCGCCGCCAGGACCGGCGGCCGCGGCGGCCCCGGGCGGCCGCGCGGAGGAGGCCUGAGAGGGGGGGGCGCGCGGCCCUGGGCCCCCGCGCGGGCCUGGCGGCUGCAGCGGGGUGCCGCCGCUCGUCAUAGUUGUGUACGUAGGGCAGUGGGCCGGAGGCCGUGCGGCUCCGGGCGCUCUCCCAGAGGGAGGCCCCCCCCCCACUCGCGGCCGCGCUAG
Prorocentrum cordatum is the source of this 1077-nucleotide messenger RNA. The record is from the annotation of a GenBank genome assembly. NCBI's taxonomy places the organism in Eukaryota, Dinophyceae, Prorocentrales, Prorocentraceae.